AUGAUGGCUAAUUCUAAGGACCAACAAGGCCACGAGCUCCGCUCAGUCCCAGAGAAUCCAUGUACAAAUGCACCAGAUGUCGCCGAAAUUGAGGGAGAUGCACCUCCGGCUCCUCCAGAACAACUACCCACACAUACCAUUCUCAAGUUUCUCACCGCCAGCUUCUCGUUCUUUGUCGCCGGUGUCAAUGACGGCAGCGUCGGUGCCCUCAUCCCCUACGUUAUUCGCCAAUACAACAUAAACACAGCUCAAACGUCUGCCUUGUAUGCCACCAAUUUUGCUGGGUGGUUUAUCUCCGCCAUAAUUAGCACCCACCUGACCCAGUUCUUCGAUUUGGGUUCUAUGAUGCUCCUGGGCGCAGCAUUGCAGGUCCUUGCGCAUGCACUGAGGAUCUGGAACCCGCCAUUCCCCCUUUUCGCCCUCAGCUUCACCUUCGUCAGCCUUGGCCAAGCCCUGAAUGACACCCAUGCAAACUCCUUUGUUGCGGACGCUCGAAGCUCCCACCGCUGGCUUGCCCUCAUCCACGCUUCGUACUCCGCUGGCUGCCUCGUCGGACCAUUUGUGAGUACGGCGGUCGCGGCUGCAGUGACACCUUCUGUUUGGUACUUCUUUUACGCUGUGCCCUUGGGAUUAUGUGUCGCAAAUGCGGCUUUCAUUGCCCUCGCAUUCCGUGACACCGUCAAAUUCAGGCGUAAGGAAGAGACAUCCUCGGAAUCACGCCACAAGGAUGCCUCUAAGCUCAUGGCACUCACUUUCCGCAGCCCAUCUCUGUGGUAUCUCAGCAUAUUCUUCUUCUUCUAUCUGGGCUCUUCGCUCACCGCAAGCGGGUGGCUGGUGGAGUACCUCAUCGACGUGCGCAAAGGGGACAUUUCGCAGAUGGGCUUCGUGGCCGCAGGCUAUAAUGGUGGCUCGCUCCUGGGGCGUCUGCUGUUGGCCGAACCUAUCCACCGUUUCGGUCCUCGCUUUAUGGUCUUCGCCUUUGGUAUCUUGUGCAUCGGCUUUCAACUGGUUUUCUGGCUUGUGCCAAACAUCAUCGCUGCUUCCAUCGCAGUGAGCUUCGUUGGGUUCUUUGCGGGCCCAUUUUUCGCCACGGGUGUGUCUCUCGGGGCGAAACUCUUCGAGCCAGAGGUAAAGCCAACGGCACUCGCUUUUGUAUUCGUAAUGGCGCAGGUCGGGGGCUCAUUGUUCCCAAUGAUUACAGGAGGCGUGGCAUCUUCGGCCGGCGUGGCAGUCCUGCAGCCCAUUUUGAUUGCACUUUGGGUGGCUACAGCUCUAAGCUGGCUCCUGGUGCCGCAGACGAAGAAAGCAAACCUCGCCGCCACUCACCAGGAAUAA
This is a messenger RNA of Clonostachys solani, 1335 nucleotides long. Lineage: Eukaryota; Fungi; Ascomycota; Sordariomycetes; Hypocreales; Bionectriaceae. The record is from the annotation of a GenBank genome assembly.